UGAGGCGGCCCCACGGACAGCUGCGUCUGCGCGUGUGAAAGUGCGGCGGCGCAGUGAUUGGCUGAAAAUGACAUCAUCCAGUCCAGAUCUAUUGUUGGAAAGUUGAUGAGCUCAUCGUUGAGAAUCCAGUGUGAGGAACACAGUGAGGAGGAAGGAGGACCUCGCUGCAGCGCAGCAGCUGACACCUCAAACUGGUCACAGGACGUUUCACGCAGCGGAAUUCUUUCCUACGGGUGUCGCCUGUGGUGCUGCAGGUAUGGUCUUGUCUCGGGACAGAGAAAUGGAGCGGCCCCCGCUGUCCGUCAUCCUACCGCAGCUCUACCUCGGAGCAGAGAGCGACGUGACGCAGGACCAGCUGGCCUCGCUGGGUAUCUCCUAUGUGCUGAGUGUGAGUCGCUGUAGCCCCCAGCCCUCCUUCCUGCCUGGUUCCAGGUAUCUCCGCAUUCCUAUUGAUGACUCUCUGUGGGAUAACCUGCUGCCCUGGAUCCCACAGGCUCUGCAUUUCAUUGACGUAGCCAUGUCGUCGGGGGCUUCGGUGCUGGUGCACUGUGCAGCAGGAAUCUCUCGCUCCCCAGCUCUGGCUGUUGCCUAUGUCAUGUACAGUCUGGAAAUGGACCUGGACCAUGCUUACAGGUUUGUGAAAGAGCGUCGGCCCUCCAUUUCCCCAAACUUCAACUUCCUGGGUCAGCUGCAGCACUUGCAGGGUGCUCUGAGCCAAAAGUCGCGUGGCCACGACCUCCUCAUCCAGCAGCUGGCCAGUUGCCUGCCACCUGCUAACGACAGUGUGAACCUCUCUCACAGCAGUCAGAACAGUAACUGUCAAGCUAAGAGCGUCACCGCAGACUCAGCUCAGCACAAAGACAAAGCCCAGCAGAGACGCUGGCUGUCAGAGAGCGCUGACAACAAGCAGCAGCAACUGCGGACUCCUGAGUUGCCUCCCCGUCGUGACCUGCAGCCUGUGCAGAAACCAUCGGAGGUUUCAGCUUCCCGUCCCUGUGAGCCCAUCAACCCAACGCUAAAGGCCACCCAACUACAACUCCCAUCAGGCUCUGCUUCUCUCUUAGAGAAACGUAAAAGCCUUACCCUCUCUUUGACCCCUUUGGGAAUAUGCCCUUCCUCCACAGCAAACGAGAGGCAACAAGAAAAAAUGGUCGAGAGCAGGAAGACUGGCGAGCGCGCCGAGGUGAAGAGUUACCCUGACUCCUACAGACAGGCAGAGGCUAUCCACAGGAAGCAGCGUCUCUCUGUCAGCCAGCACAGCAGAGCUGAGGUCAAGGAAAAGGGCCUGCUCUCACCUUUCAGCGUCACUCUCAACAAGCUGCUGGGUUGGGGGGAAAGGAUACUGCUAGGAGGUGUUUUUGUGCACCCUGUGCAGAUGGGACAGCCCGCACUGCCUUACAGGUGCUGAGGAUACAAGGAAGCAGGUGGAAGGAGUUAUCUGUGCAUGUUUGUCAGAAGAAACCAAACUACACAGCUGAUGUGCACGUGUAGUGAAAGAACCAAUGUCUAUUUAUUUAUUUAUUUGUUGCAGAGUUUAAUCUAAAUGAGCUGAAAAGACAAAAAGCACCCGUUUAUCAUAUUGUUGUUUAUCAUAUUGUUUAUCAUUGCACAGCGAUCCCUGUUUCUGUUGUUUUUAAAUGUAGUUGUUGAAAGGCUUUUGCCACAAUGGUUUGUAAUGUAUUUACUGACGAAUAAAGAGGACAUUUUAA
Messenger RNA from Maylandia zebra (zebra mbuna), 1709 nucleotides. RefSeq lists its product as uncharacterized. The record is from RefSeq and is a predicted model, not a curated record. Gene Ontology annotation, molecular function: MAP kinase tyrosine/serine/threonine phosphatase activity; protein tyrosine/threonine phosphatase activity; MAP kinase tyrosine phosphatase activity. Gene Ontology annotation, cellular component: cytoplasm. Gene Ontology annotation, biological process: peptidyl-tyrosine dephosphorylation; negative regulation of MAPK cascade. Lineage: Eukaryota; Metazoa; Chordata; Actinopteri; Cichliformes; Cichlidae.